UCAGCUGGUGGGCUUCAGGGCGGCAGCGGGGCUGGUCGGGAGGUUCUCCUCCUCCUCCUCCUCGCGGGGGCUACGUGGCCAUGAGUGUGCUCGGGGGGAACUUGAAAACUUCGCUGCGUAUAUCCAGCGCAUUUUAGCGAGCGGACGCUACGUCGGAGGAGGGGUGGCCAGUCCAAAACGGUCCUCGAAGGAGCGGAUUCUCCACAGCAUUGAUUUCUAGCCAACAUGGAUGAUUUGGAUGCUUUGUUGGCGGACCUUGAGACCACGACAUCCCACAUUUCAAAACGUCCACUUUUCUUGUCUGAUGAGACAGCCUAUGCUCUCCCUGUUGGGGGUGAGACCCAGCAAGAUAUCUGCUUUUCACCCCAAGGCCCACCCAUUCCCUCUGAGAAAACCCUCAAUGGAGUACAGGACACAGACCCAAAUAUUCCUUCACUAGAUCGCAGCAGUCCACCUCAACCCGCCGGAGAAGAGGACCAUGUAUACAGUUUCCCUAAUAAGCAGAAGACCAGUGAAUCUUCACCUGGCAUGAACCAGUCCUUUGGCAGCAACCUGUCAGAGUUGGACCGCCUGUUGCUGGAACUCAACACUGUCCAGCAAAGCACCCCGGCCUUCCCAACUGAAGAAGAGGCAGCCCCACCUCUACCUGCCAGCAUUGUGGUCCACAGUAUUCAGGAGAAUGGAGUGUCCGUUUCAUCCCUGGUCUCACCACCUGUGUUGGAGAAGCCUAAACGCACUGCUGCGGUGCGAGGAAUAGAAGACGUACGACCAAGUGUGGAGAGCCUUCUGGAUGAGCUGGAGAGCUCUGUGCCCUCGCCUAUUCCUACUUCCUUGGUGGUGUCUGAUGGGCAGCUUGAUGGACAAGAGGAAACACAAGCACAGCAACAAGCAAGAAUGUCUGCGUCCUCUGCCACACGAGAGCUAGAUGAACUGAUGGCCUCCUUGUCAGACUUCAAAGUCCAAAGCAAUUCUGGCUCUCAACUCUCAAUGAACCAGGAAGUGGUAGACUCCUCUUAUCCUGCUUGCUCACCUAUGGUCACCCUUGACACUCUGUCCUCAAUUACCCAUAUUGACUCAUCUGUGGAUAUUGAUCCUUCGUCUAGUUACACCUCACCCUCCUGUACCCCUCUUCCACUGGAACUCCACAUAGACGAAGAUGGUUGUUCAACCCCUACCUUUACUGCUGGUUCAACUGUCAUGGUUACAACAUCCAAAAAAGAAAGUGGUGGCAUUGACACCUCUGAUAUCUCUCGUUUGGAGAGCUUCAGUGUUUCGUCUACCCCAAAGCAACCCAUUAAAACUGAACGUAGUAGCUCAGCUAGUCUGUCAGUCACUGAAGUUUCUUCUUAUAAAGCCUCAAGUUCAUUGGGAAAGAAUUCAAGUAGUUCCAGUUCAGAGCCUGCUUCUCGGAAUCCCUGUUUAGUAGAUCUUUCCAACCUAAGUCCACUUACUUUGUCAAUACAGUGUCGACCAACACCCACACAUCAUGGCCAAGAUAUACUUGAAAAGAAUGAAUGUCCAGUAACGCCAACAACUCCAGAAACAUGGCCAAUAUCUGCUAGCCCAGUAACUGCUCCAAGACUAUCAGGUCAGGUUUCAAGUAGUGUUCCCAAGAGUCCAGUGUUAAUUCCAAGUCUCUCAAGUCCAGUUCCAAAGCUUGCAAGUCCUGUGACUGUCCUCGGUGUCUCUAGCUCAGAAACUGCUUCCAAAAGUUGUAGUCCAGAAUUAGUCCCUAAGAUUGCACACCCAGUAAUGCUUCCAAAAAUUUCAAGUCCAGCAGCAAUUCGAAAAAGUCAAAGUCCAGUUCCAAAAAGUCCUGCUUUAGUCAUCAAAAAGACCUACAUGGUUGCAGAUACUAGUAGUAGUCCCCGAGAGUCACCAGUAUUGCUCUCUGCUUUAUCAUUAACUAGCCCGUCUUCCCCUCCUACCAAAAAUCAGCGAAGUGAAAUAAUGGACUUAACAUGGCCAUGCCGGGAGCCUGUAUUGGAUAAUGCCUUAGAUAAACUUUUAGCACCUGAGUUGACUCAACCAUAUGAGAGCCAACCAACUACUUCUCUUAUGCCUGGGGAUGAGUACAGACCAUGGGAUGAAGAUGAUCGCGUGUACACAGAUGUGAGCCGAGAGGCGACCCUGACACCAAUGACUGAAGCUAGUUGGAUUGAUGAGUGUUUCACCCCCUCCACCUGCCCAGGGACACCAGAUGCAACGCUGGAUCUGGCUACACAGCAGCCAUCUGCCGUUGAGCGUUUAUCAGCUUCUGGCCAACUCAAGUCGGUUAUACGUCGCACUAAAGAGACCUCCAACGUGCACCCGAUGUACAAGGAUGGAGUAGUGCGACGUAAAAUGGGACCUGUUAUUGUGAAUAAGAGUAAUUCACAAGAUCGGCUCAUUGAAGAGCUACAGGGAAAACUAGGAAUUGGCCAUGUGGAACGCCGACGUAAACAACAGCCAGAUGACUGGCUGACUGAAGGCGUCAUCGUGAUGUCAAAACCACAGCGAAUACGUGAAGAAAGGGCCCUGCCACCUCUGGAUAAGAUCAUCAUCCCUCCUGAGUCUCCUGUCCCCCAUAGAAAAGUCCUCCCCCCUCUGAAGUCCCCUCCAGCCCCAAAAAAGUUACCCCCAGUAAAACAGACACCGCCACCACUACCGCCACCCCCUCCUACCCCUCCCCCACCUCAGGGACCUACCCCACUGCCCCCAAAGGAUCUUACUCCUCCCCCAAGGGAGCCCUUGUCUCCCCCUGUGCAGCCCCCUCCAUCACCAAGCCCCCCACCCAAGCCCAUCACACCACCUCCAUCCCCCAAGGUCUUUCUAUCAGUGUCCUGUCAGACCGAGUAUGACGCCCUCUUCCCACCUAUGCAGAUCCAGUCACAGGGAAGGACGUCUCCCACUGGACCACCCAAGCCAGCAAAUAAACUGGACAACAUGCUGGGGAGCCUGCAAUCAGACCUGAACAGACUGGGGGUCCAAACUGUGGCUAAGGGUGUCUGUGGUGCCUGCAAGAAACCCAUUGUUGGACAGGUGGUGACUGCCAUGGGAAGAACGUGGCACCCUGAGCACUUUGUGUGCACACACUGCCAGGACGAGAUUGGCUCCAGGAACUUCUUCGAGCGUGAGGGACAACCUUACUGUGAGAAAGACUAUCACAGCCUCUUCUCACCACGAUGCCACUACUGUAAUGGACCCAUACUGGAUAAAGUGGUGACUGCUUUGGACAAGACUUGGCAUCCCGAGCACUUCUUCUGUGCCCAGUGUGGAGCCUUCUUUGGACCAGAAGGGUUUCAUGAAAAGGAUGGAAAGGCGUUCUGCAGGAAGGACUACUUUGACAUGUUUGCGCCGAAGUGUGGAGGCUGUGCACGGGCUAUUCUGGACAACUACAUCUCUGCACUCAACUCACUUUGGCACCCUGAAUGCUUUGUUUGCAGGGAAUGUUUCACGCCGUUCAUAAAUGGCAGCUUCUUCGACCACGAGGGUCAGCCGUAUUGUGAGGCGCACUACCACGAGCGGCGUGGCUCGCUGUGCUCAGGCUGCCAGAAGGCCAUCACGGGGCGCUGCAUCACAGCAAUGGGCAAGAAAUUUCACCCGGAACACUUUGUGUGCGCUUUCUGCCUCAAGCAGCUCAACAAGGGCACCUUUAAGGAGCAGAAUGACAAGCCAUACUGCCACGGUUGCUUUAUUAAACUCUUCAGCUAGACUGUACACCUUUCCUUGCUCUUCUAAAUGCACACAAUGGGUGUUUUUGUACCACAUUCAUGAGUCUGAGACAGGGUGGGUCACAUCAUUACAGAUUCAUGUUUGUGACUUUUGACACUGAAGUGAUUUUCUUUCCUGUCCAAUUUCUCAGGCUUUUGCUAAAGGUGUUUUAUCAGCCCAAAGAGAUUUUUGUUUAGGGUUUUAAUCCUGUGUCAAGCAACAAAAUAAUACAAAUCUCCCCUUGUGUUUGUAUAAACACAAAUGCAUAUGAGGUUGUUUUCUUUUUUCGGGACAAUGUAACUCCAAUUUCCUGUACAAAAGGUUGGAUUACCCCAGAGCAGGACAAAAUUUAAGUCGCAUUGUCCACCUGUGUCAAAAUAGUCUUUUGAAGAAGCAUGGCGCGUGGAAAGCAGUUAUGACACUUGUAUGGCCAAUUGGUUUUAACAAUCUGAACAAACCUCCAAACCAGUUAUCUUUGCACUCUCCAAACACAGAUCUCUUGAUGAGACUGUCAUAUGGUGAAUUUUACAAUUUGUCGCUUUUAUUUUUCUACUCUCCAAUUACAUCUAAGAAAAGGAUCAGAUGUUUAGUCGCUUCAGGUGCUUAGGUAGGUAGCUUACUCAAAGUGUAAUCUGUUUGUUGGCUAAUUACUGGUGACUCUUAAAUUAGUAGUUUAAUACCAGAGGGAAUAACCAUAUCAACCCUUAGUUUCUUUUUAUUCUGCCAUUCACUUCGAAAUAGGCACGCUUACUGAUGUUAACUUUUGGGUGCCAUUUAUUUAAAAAAAAUAAAAAAAAUAAAAAGUUUAAAGAAAUGCAGAUAUUUCACAUCUGUAUUCAUGCACAAUUUAUAAAAUUACAAUUCUUGUCACUACAAAUAAUGCAUCUGUUCAGUUUUAAUUUUUACAAUUGUGAAUUUAUCACCAUUUAAUACAAAAAGACUGGAUUAUGCUGUCGUUUUAAAAGCACUAAAAGCCACCUGUCAAAAUCUGAAUCCACAGUAAAUCCAUGUAAUACUCUUGACCGUGUAACAGAACUGUGUUUUGUCACUGUUUAGAAGACAAUAUAUAUUUGUAACUUGCAUUGCAAUGGAGAGAGCUGGCUCUACUGACAUGCAGGCUGAUGGUACUCCAGCCUGUUCUCUGCCAUGUACAUACAAACACACCUUUACCAGCUGGUGGUUAAAAAAAAAAACCCAGUGCGCAAUAUUUUUUUACCACAAAACUCAAAUCUAUGAUGAUGUUACAAGUGCCAAAUGGGUAGCAGGUUGUUGUGGGCUACAUGUAUUUAAUCACACCGUGUUUGACUAAGAUUCUCCGUGCACAUGCUUAUUUUUCAUCACUGAGUGGGCAAAGUGUUUAAUAUACAUUUAUGGUUGUAAGGUGGAGGAUGCAAUGUGCCAAAUGUGACAAUGCAAUAAGGUCUUAUACACUGUGGUCUUUCCUGUGAUUUGAGCCUUUGUGGUCUGAAUUCAGGGAGACUUGUCUGCUGUGCUGUAGCUACUUUCUAAAUGUGCACAAGUACACUGUAGUUGAUGAGCAGAAGAAGAAAACAGGAAAGCCACUUGUUGAGCAUUGGAGCUGACAGUUACUGUACACAUCCUGCUGAUUUAGACUUUGCAUAUUGGAUGUUCAGUUAGACUGCUUGCCUACAAAUAUUGACAGAAAUUGAUUUUUAUUCUCCAUGUAAUCUUAGUUACCUCUUCGUUUCUACCUGUCAAUGAAGAUGAACCUUCUACUUUUAGUGAAAUACGUUAUAGUACAUUUUGUGAUCCUUAAGCAUUUUAUUUUUAAGAGCUUUGGCUUGCUUGGGUGCUAUGUAAACUUGUGAUGGGGCUGAUUACAGAUUGAUUAAUCCAACCAAUGCAAAUAAAAUAAGAUCUGGAUUUCUGCCA
Messenger RNA from Phyllopteryx taeniolatus (common seadragon), 5586 nucleotides. Its product is annotated as paxillin-like. Gene Ontology annotation, cellular component: focal adhesion; cytoplasm; cell-cell junction. Gene Ontology annotation, biological process: substrate adhesion-dependent cell spreading; endothelial cell migration; cell-cell adhesion. NCBI's taxonomy places the organism in Eukaryota, Metazoa, Chordata, Actinopteri, Syngnathiformes, Syngnathidae. The record is from RefSeq and is a predicted model, not a curated record. The transcript is spliced from 14 exons. Bases 226 to 3693 code for a protein of 1155 amino acids.